Messenger RNA from Ochlerotatus camptorhynchus, 5289 nucleotides. RefSeq names its product Glutamyl-prolyl-tRNA synthetase (gene GluProRS). Gene Ontology annotation, biological process: prolyl-tRNA aminoacylation; translation; glutamyl-tRNA aminoacylation. Gene Ontology annotation, molecular function: ATP binding; glutamate-tRNA ligase activity; proline-tRNA ligase activity. The coding region runs from base 121 to 5022 and encodes 1633 amino acids. The record is from RefSeq and is a predicted model, not a curated record. The transcript has 7 exons. NCBI's taxonomy places the organism in Eukaryota, Metazoa, Arthropoda, Insecta, Diptera, Culicidae. Gene Ontology annotation, cellular component: cytoplasm; aminoacyl-tRNA synthetase multienzyme complex.
UGGUGACACGUUUCUGCGGUUUCUGCCUAGAGCUGGUAAAUUUUGUAUCGGCUGCAGGUUUUACACGGGAAAAUCGGUUCAUAUCUGGAAAUACGCUCAAUUGCUUGACGCAACCGGCAAAUGAUGGCUACUAAGUUGGUUACUAGCUACAACGAACCUGCAAUCGGUGGUUUGAUUGCGGCCGAGCUGAUCAAAAGUACGAAUCCCAUUGGAAUUAGCUGGGGAAAUGAAACAUCGAUCACCUUUUCCAAUCGCACGCUGGUUUGUGUGACAAACAACGAUGUUUUGCGAUCGCUGGCACGGGAUGCUCCCAAGUAUCAGUUGUACGGGAAGACACCGAUCGAGCGAACGCAGAUUGAUCAUUGGCUCACCUAUACCCUUUCGGUGGAGAAAGAUCCGGCGGAUGAGCUGAAGUAUCUCAACAAAUGUUUGGCACCGUUGACGUACCUGGUUGCGAAUCAUCUGACGAUUGCUGAUCUGGCCGUUUACAAUCAGUUGUACGGCAGUUUCGAGGAACUAAAAGCUAUAGGUAUUCCAGUGCAUGUCGAGCGCUGGUACAAUUUGAUCUCUGCCCAAGAAGCCGUGAUAAAUGUGUUGAAGAAUUUACCCAAGGAAGCCAAGCUGACAAAGAGAAUGCAACGUGGAGGAAGUGCUGAUAAAUCAUCCGAUCGAAAGCAGGAAGGAAAGUUCGUCGAUCUACCGGGUGCUGAAAUGGGGAAGGUCGUUGUGCGUUUCCCGCCGGAAGCUUCCGGUUACUUACAUAUCGGGCACGCCAAGGCGGCCCUUCUGAAUCAAUACUACCAGCAAGCAUUCCAGGGUAAACUGAUCAUGAGAUUCGACGAUACGAAUCCCGCCAAGGAGAAUGUUCACUUUGAAAAAGUAAUUCUGGAAGAUUUGGAAAUGCUGCAAAUUAAGCCGGAUUUGUUUACGCACACUUCUCAGUAUUUUGAUUUAAUGUUGGACUACUGCGAGCGGUUGAUGAAGGAAGGGAAGGCUUACGUUGACAAUACCGAGCCGGAGCAGAUGAAGAAGGAACGUGAGGAAAGGAUUGAAUCCAAUAAUCGAAGCAAUUCGGUCGAAAAGAAUCUGCAGAUGUGGAAGGAAAUGGUGAACGGAACGGCGCUCGGUCAAAAAUGUUGCGUGAGAGCUAAGAUUGACAUGGCAUCUCCGAAUGGAUGCAUGCGUGAUCCAACAAUUUACCGAUGCAAGAACGAACCUCAUCCACGCACCGGAACCCAUUACAAAGUUUAUCCGACGUAUGACUUUGCCUGUCCGAUCGUUGAUGCAAUUGAAGACGUGACGCACACGCUGCGAACAAUGGAAUAUCAUGACCGAGAUGAUCAGUUCUAUUGGUUCAUUGAGGCGCUGGGAUUGCGUCGUCCGUAUAUUUGGGAGUACAGCCGACUGAACAUGACCAAUACGGUUCUAUCAAAGCGAAAAUUGACGUGGUUUGUGGAUAGUGGCCUCGUUGAUGGAUGGGACGAUCCACGUUUCCCUACGGUUCGGGGUAUUCUUCGUCGUGGCAUGACCGUCGAGGGAUUGAAGGAGUUUAUCAUUGCACAAGGAUCGAGUAAAUCCGUCGUAUUUAUGGAGUGGGACAAAAUCUGGGCUUUCAACAAGAAGGUCAUUGAUCCGAUUGCUCCACGCUACACGGCUUUGGAGAAUGAAAACCGUGUGGUGGUGAAUGUUGAAGGCGCCAAAUUAGAGGCCGUACAAGUUCCAGUACAUCCCAAGAAUGCCGAUAUCGGAACGAAAACGGUAUGGCUUGGUCCCCGUGUACUGAUCGAUUACGCCGACGCAGUUGAAUUGAAGGAAGGCGAGAAUGCUACCUUCAUCAAUUGGGGCAAUUUGAUGAUUAGGAAAGUUCAUAAGGAUGCCAGUGGUAAGGUCACUUCGGUGGAUGCCACUUUAAACUUGGACAAUAAAGACUUUAAGAAGACGCUCAAGUUGACAUGGCUUUGCGAGCAGGACGCUUCGGAAUAUCCGCCAACGUUCUGCGUGUACUUUGAUCACAUCAUUAACAAAGCGGUUCUUGGCAGAGAAGAGGACUUCAAAACCUUCAUUGGUCAUCAAACGAGGACUGAGGUGCCAAUGUUGGGUGAUCCUGAGCUGAAGAAGCUCAAGAAGGGCGAUAUCAUUCAACUUCAGCGUCGCGGUUUCUUCAAGGUAGACCAAGCGUUCAAGCCGGCCAGUGAGUUUAGUGCCGUUGAAACGCCCGUUGUGCUGUUUUCCAUCCCCGAUGGUCACGCCAAGGAACAGCCGACCGCGGGUGCUCCGAAGAAGGCCACCACUGAAAAUGCGAAGAAACAGGCGAAUUCUACCAGCGGAACAGCACCCAAGUCGACACCGAACUCUGCUGCUAAAAUUAACGAUCAAAUUGUACAACAGGGCGAUAAAGUAAGAAAGCUCAAGACUGACAAAGCUGCCAAACCGGAGGUUGAAGCCGCUGUGAAGGCUCUGCUGGAACUGAAGACCAAGUUCAAGGAAGCAACCGGUCAGGAUUGGAAACCAGGUGUAGCUGUUCCGGCUCCAGCUGUGACAGCACCACCCAAUACAGGCACCUCGGUCGAAACCCUCAACGGCAAGAUUGUCGAACAAGGUAACUUGAUCCGCGAUUUGAAGACGAAGAAAGCAGCCAAGGCCGACGUUGAAGCAGCGGUGAAAGUAUUACUAGAUCUUAAAGCACAGUAUAAAGCUGCCAGCGGCAAAAACUGGACACCAGAGGCAGCCCCAGCACCAGCACCAGCACCCACACCCGCAUCCGUCAAAAAGGAAUCCAAUCCUGCUUCUGCCGACAUCAGCGACAAAAUUGUUAAGCAAGGUGAUAUAGUACGGGAUUUGAAAUCGAAGAAGGCAAACAAAGCUGAAAUUGAUGUGCAGGUUAAGUUACUGCUAGAUUUGAAGGCCUUAUACAAGGCAACUAUGCAUAAGGAUUGGAAACCAGAAUGUGCUCCACUGACUGAAUCGAAAAGAAGUGCACCUGCGCCAUCCGGAAACGCAGAAACUGACCUGUUGGAGAAAAUUGCCGCGCAAGGUGACAAAAUUCGCACGCUGAAAACGAACAAGGCCGACAAAGCUGCUGUGGACGGUGAAGUGAAGGCACUACUGCAGCUGAAAGCCGAUUAUAAGACGCUAACUGGUAAGGACUGGAAACCAGGCACUGUCGCGCCAGCAUCGAUUGCUAAGAAGGACAAAGAAAAUAUGACACCGACAAAUAAUGAGAAAUCCGGUUCGGAAAAGGACGCCCUGACUGCCAAGGUCAACGCCCAAGGUGAAGCGGUUCGAAAUCUGAAAUCGUCUGGUGCCUCCAAGGAACAAGUCGAUGCAGCUGUGAAAGCAUUGCUCGACUUGAAGGCCGAAUAUAAAAAGUUAACCGGAACUGAUUUCCCAGUUGCGGGACGCACUCCGAAGCCAGUAACGGCCAAGAAAGAAGCAAAAAAAGUAGACAAACCAAUGGCCAAGCACGAACCCGCCAAGCCGAAAGAUGAUGGCAGCGGACCGAAGAAGCAAACCCGGCUCGGUUUGGAAGCUACCAAGGAGGGCAAUCUGCCCGAUUGGUACUCGCAAGUUAUUACCAAGGGAGAAAUGAUCGAAUACUACGACGUGUCCGGGUGCUACAUUCUGCGCCAUUGGUCAUUUGCCAUUUGGAAGUCGAUCAAGGCUUGGUUUGAUGCGGAGAUUACCAAAAUGGGGGUCAAAGAGUGCUACUUUCCCAUUUUUGUCUCGCGAGCUGCAUUGGAACGGGAAAAGGCGCACAUUGCCGACUUUGCUCCGGAGGUGGCCUGGGUCACCAAGAGUGGAGAAUCGGAUCUGGCCGAACCAAUCGCUGUGCGCCCUACGUCAGAAACGGUUAUGUACCCGGCGUACGCCAAGUGGAUUCAGUCCUAUCGUGAUUUGCCGAUCAAGUUGAACCAGUGGAACAAUGUUGUGAGGUGGGAAUUUAAACACCCGCAGCCAUUCCUGCGUACUCGUGAAUUCCUAUGGCAAGAAGGACACACCGCAUUUGCCGGUAAAUCCGAAGCUGAAGAGGAAGUGCUGCAGAUUCUAGAUUUGUACGCCAAGGUGUACACCGAUAUGUUGGCCAUUCCUGUCGUGAAAGGUCGCAAGACCGAGAAGGAAAAAUUCGCCGGAGGUGACUAUACUACCACGGUCGAGGCGUUCAUUUCUGCUUCGGGCCGAGCGAUCCAGGGUGCCACCAGUCACCAUCUCGGUCAGAACUUCUCCAAAAUGUUCGACAUCGUGUUUGAGCAUCCGGAAACGAAGGAAAAGGAGUAUGUGUACCAGAACUCGUGGGGUAUUACGACGCGUACGAUCGGUGUGAUGAUCAUGGUCCACGCCGAUAACCAAGGUCUGGUACUUCCUCCGCGAGUUGCCUGUGUGCAGGCGAUUAUCGUUCCUUGCGGUAUCACUGCCAACACUACUGAUGACGAAAGGAAAUCGCUGUACGAAAGCUGCAGAGAGUUGGAAGCCGAAAUGGUGAAGGCCGGCGUUCGUUGCGAGGGAGAUUAUCGGGACAACUAUUCCCCUGGCUGGAAGUACAAUCAUUGGGAGUUGAAGGGUGUUCCGAUUCGUAUCGAGCUGGGCUUCAAGGAUUUGAAGAACAAUCAGUUUGUGGCCGUUCGUCGUGAUACCGGUGAAAAGAUUACCAUCAAACGAGAUAAAGCUGCCAAGGAUAUUCCUUCUCUGUUGGAAACCAUCCACGAAAGUAUGUUCAACAAGGCCGACAAAGAUCUGCAUGAUCAUCUGAAGGUUACCAAGGUUUGGGAUCAGUUUAUUCAGUUCUUGGAGUUGAAAAACAUCAUUCUGGCACCGUUCUGUGGAGAAGGUUCGUGUGAAGAAAAGAUCAAAGCGGAUAGCGCUCGUGACGACGCGGAAGCUGAUGCGGGUGCUCCGGCAAUGGGUGCCAAGUCGCUCUGUAUUCCGUUCGAACAACCGACUGCCAUUGAGCAGAACGACAAGUGCGUUCAUCCAGCAUGUGGAAGAAGCGCAAAAUGGUACACGCUUUUUGGCAGAAGCUACUAAAGAGGGAUAGAGAGGUAAGUGACAAUACACGUGUUUUCGGGAUAAUAAUGUAUUUAAUCUCGCCAGAGUUGAAUUUUAAACAGUUACUGUUUUCUUGACUGUCAACUUAAUAACAUAACUUCUACAUAUGUUGCUUGAUUGAGAAUCGAGGCAUACGAACAGUUUCAAGCUGAUGCUUGUAUCUUACUAAUAAACAUAAUUUGUGAAAGUGAACUUUAAAUGGUAAAAAACUGUUUGCCUAGAUCCGAAACGUCCGUCAAUUAAAUU